GGAAAUGCUCGUAGACCAAUCACAUCUGUGUUUACACCAUCACCUGUCAAACACACACCCUCUGCUAUAUUUUCUCUCUGAAAGGAGCUGAAACACACACUCACACUGAAGCGCCUACGGUAGCCGCUAACUGGACGGACUCUCUGGCAAUUGACCUUUUGCAGUGGAAUAGCGGAAUAAAUCUUAGACCAUGAGCUCAGUGGCAGUGUUGACCCCGGAGAGCUUUGCAGAGCAUCGCAGUGGCCUGAAGGACCAGGAGAACACAGGCUGCGUCCCGGAGGAUGAGGCCUACAUCCCCACCUACCUGGAGGCCUUCCCUCCUCUGCCAGAGAAGGAGGCGCCGGGGGAAAAGGCGGGGGAGCCAGCUUCAGCGUGGGGGGGCAAGAUCAGGCCCAUCAAAGCCUCUGUCAUCACCCAGGUGUUCCAUGUUCCCCUGGAGGAGCGUCGCUACAAGGACAACAGCCAGUUCGGGGAGGGCGAGGAGGCCAAAGUGUGCCUGGACAUCAUGCAGCGCACGGGGGCCCACAUUGAGCUGUCUCUGGCUAAAGACCAGGGCCUGUCCAUCAUGGUCACCGGAAAACUGGACUCCGUCAUGAAGGCUCGCAAGGAGAUCGUAGCUCGCCUGCAGACACAGGCCUCAGCUACGGUCGCCAUCCCUAAGGAGCACCACCGUUUUGUCAUCGGUAAGAACGGCGAGAAGCUGCAGGAGCUGGAGCUGAAGACCGCCACCAAGAUCGCUAUUCCACGCCCUGACGACCCCAGCACCAACAUCCGCAUCACCGGCACCAAGGAGGGCAUCGAGAAGGCCCGCCACGAAAUACUUCUGAUCUCUGCUGAACAGGACAAGCGUGCGGUGGAGCGUCUCUCCCUGGAGAAGGCCUUCCACCCCUUCAUCGCCGGAGCCCACAACCGGCUGGUGCAGGAGCUGAGCCAGGAGACGGGCGCUCGCAUCAGCAUCCCCCCCCCCAGCCUGCCCAAGGACGAGAUCGUCAUCACCGGGGAGAAGGAGGCCGUCGCCAUGGCGCUCAGCCGCAUCCGAGCCAUCUACGACGACAAGAAGAGAAAGACCACCACCAUCUCCGUGGAGGUGAAGAAGUCUCAGCACAAGUACAUCAUUGGGCCAAAGGGCAACACCCUGCAGGAGAUCCUGGAGACCACGGGGGUCUCUGUGGAGAUGCCUCCUCUGGACUCCGGAUCAGAGACCAUCAUCCUCAGGGGGGAGCCGGACAAGCUGGGGCCGGCGCUCACACAGGUGUACGCUAAGGCGAAGAGUGUGAUGGUGGUGGAGGUGACCGCCCCGGCCUGGCUGCAUCGCUACAUCAUCGGCAAGAAAGGACAGAACAUCGGGCGCAUCACACAGCAGCUGCCACGGGUUCACAUAGAGUUCACAGACGGAGAGGAGAGCAUCAGUCUGGAGGGUCCGACAGAGGAGGUGGAACAGGCUCAGGCCCAGAUACAGGAGAUCAUCAAGGACCUGCUGGUGAGGAUGGACUACACCGAGGUCAUCAUAGAGCAGCGCUUCCACAGACACCUCAUCGGGAAGAACGGAGCCAACAUCAAUCGGAUCAAGGAGCAGUACAAGGUGUCGGUACGGGUCCCCCAGGACUCUGAACGCAGCGGCCUGGUCCGGAUCGAGGGCGACCCGAAAGGAGUCCAGAUGGCCCGCAGAGAGCUCAUUGAGAUGGUGCAGAGAAUGGAAAACGAGCGCACCAAAGACCUGAUCGUGGAGCAGAAGUUCCAUCGGACAAUCAUCGGCCAGAAGGGAGAGAAGAUCAAAGAAGUUCGAGACAAGUUCCCCGAGGUCAUUAUCAAUUUCCCCGACCCGGCGCAGAAGAGUGACAUCGUCCAGCUGAGAGGGCCGAAGAACGAGGUGGAGAAAUGUGCAAAGUUCCUGCAGAAAAUCAUCGCCGACCUGAUUGAGAAUAGCUUCUCGCUCUCAGUUCCCAUCUUCAAGCAGUUCCACAAAAACAUAAUUGGAAAAGGCGGGGCCAAUAUUAAAAAGAUCCGGGAAGAGACCACCACUAAGAUCGACCUGCCGACAGAGAACAGUAACUCGGAGAUGAUCGUCAUCACAGGCAGGAAGAGCAACUGUGAGGCGGCCAGAGAGCGAAUCCUCUCCAUCCAGAGAGAACUGGCCAACAUGAAGGAGGCGGAGGUCACCAUCCCUUCCAAGCUGCACAACUCUCUGAUUGGCUCUAAAGGCUGCCUGGUGCGCUCCAUCAUGGAGGACUGCGGCGGCGUCCACAUCCACUUCCCCUCCGAGGGGUCCGGCUCGGAUAAGGUCACCAUCAGAGGGCCCGUCGAGGAGGUGGAGAAGGCCAAGAAACAGCUGCUGCAGCUGGCUGAGGAGAAGCAAGUCAACAACUUCACAGCGGAGCUCCAGGCCAAACCAGAGUAUCAUAAGUUCCUGAUUGGCCGUGGCGGCGCUAAUAUUCGCAGAGUUAGGGACAAGACGGGGGCCCGCAUCAUCUUCCCGUCACCGGACGACACGGAGCAGGAACUGAUCACCAUUGUAGGGAAGGAGGAGGCCGUGCGUCUGGCUCAGAAGGAGCUGGAAAGCCUGGUCAAAAACCUGGACGACGUGGUGGAGGACAGCAUGGUCGUAGACGCUCGCCACCACCGUCACUUCGUGUGCCGGAGAGGCCAGGUGCUGCGGGAGCUGGCGGAGGAGUACGGCGGCGUGGCCGUCAGCUUCCCUCGCACGGGGGCCAACAGUCAGAGGGUCACUCUGAAGGGGGCCAAGGACUGCGUGGACGCCGCAAAGAAACGCAUCCAGGAGAUCAUCGAGGACCUGGAGUCCCAGGUGUGUGUGGAGGUGGCGAUCCCCCAGCGCUUCCACCGAGCCAUCAUGGGGCCCAAAGGCUGCCGCAUCCAGCUCAUCACCAGGGAGAAUGAAGUCCAAAUUAAGUUCCCGGAGAGGGACGACAGCGCUGCAGGUCAGGAUGCUCCACCACAGGAAAACGGUGAGGUCAGUCCAGAGGCGGAGUUCGUCCCCCGUAAGUGUGACAUCAUCACCAUCGCUGGGCAUGAGGAGAAGUGUGAAAUGGCUAAAGCCGCCCUGCUGGCGCUGGUGCCCAUAACGGAGGACGUGGAAGUGUCUUACGAGCUGCAUCGCUACAUCAUUGGCCAGAAGGGCAGCGGGAUCAGGAAGAUGAUGGAGGAAUACGAGGUGAACAUCUGGGUGCCGCAGCCGGAGAAGCAGCUGGAUGUGAUCAAGGUGACGGGGCUGGUAGCCAACGUGGAGCGGGCCAAACAGGGUCUGAUGGAGCGGGUUAAAGACCUGCAGGCGGAGCAGGAGGACAGGGCCCUGCGCAGUUUCAAGGUGACCAUGUCCGUAGAUCCAAAGUUUCAUCCAAAGAUCAUUGGUCGCAAAGGAGCGGUGAUUUCUCAGAUCAGGAAAGACCACGACGUCAGCAUCCAGUUCCCCGACAAAGGAGACGAGCAGCAGGAUGUGAUUGUGAUCUCGGGGUACGAGCGUAACGUGGAGGAGGCGAGCCAAGCCAUCCAGCAGCUGGUGGCCGAGCUGCAGGAGAUGGUGAGCCAAGAUGUCCGCCUGGACCCGAGGACCCACGCUCGCAUCAUCGGAGCCCGGGGCAAAGCUAUCCGCAAGCUGAUGGAGGAGUUCAAGGUGGAUAUCAGGUUCCCUCAGCCAGGCUCCGAUGAGCCCGACAAAGUGACGGUGACCGGCCUCCCUGAGACUGUGGACAACGCUGUGGACCACCUGCUCAACCUGGAGGAGGAAUAUAUGCUCAACGUGACAGAGACGGAGACCUUGGCAGCUUACAUGAAGCCUCCAUCUCGCUAUGGAGGGCCCGGUGGAGCAGGAGGGGGUGAUGACGGCAGUGGGGGUCCGGCUAAGGGCUUUGUUGUGCGGGACGCCCCUUGGAACGCAUCAGGGAACAAGGCUCCUGACAUGAGCAGUGCAGAGGAUUUCCCCACGUUUGGGACAGGUGUGGCCCCGAAGCAAACAUCCGCCUGGGGCCCCAAGAAAUUCUGAAGCCGCUCAUCCUGCAGGGAAACAAAAAAAAAAAACGUGUAAAGUAGAUGAGAGACGAAUCUCGAAUCAAAUUGCUGCUCGCCUUCCUUCCCUCCCCCUCUUUUAUAGUGACCUCCUUUUGUCUCUCUUUCUCUGUAAAGCCCUUGUACCUUCCUCCCACGACCAGCCACAAUGAAUUCUGGGAGAACUAUCCCUUCUUUCUUUUCCAUUCUGUCUCUUCCCCCUGAGAGGGGAAACAAGAACAUUGAGUGCUCUCUUUCCAUAGCUUUGCUGUCCUGCUCUGCCUCUCGGUUGCACCACCCCUGACGUUCUAGCUGAAAUAUGUCAAAGCAAAAAAUGUUUAAACUCUUCAAAACUUGCUGAAUCAGAGUGGGAUCAGAGGAAAUGGGGCUUUCAGGGGGGUGGUGAUUGUGUAUCCAAGGAUAUUUAAGCUAAAACAAAGAUGGGGGUCUGUUUUAAUGUGCAGGAAACGUUUGUAAAUGAUGACGGUUUAUAGGAGGUUUAUAUGUGGCUUAUCUGUCACUGGUGUGGUGCAGCAGGUGAGGCAAUGAGCUGUGUGUGUGUGUGUGUGUGUGUGUGUGUGUGUGUGUGUGUGUGUGUGUGUGUGUGUGUGUGUGUGUGUGUGUGUGUGUGUUGGGAGCAAAAACAGCUGCUGUAGUCACAUAACUGGAGCUUUUUCUCGUGUGUUGAUGAAUCAAAAGAUGUGGAAAUCCUUCGCCGACCGUUUGUACUGAAGGUCAUUUUGUCACUGUUUUAUUUAUUCAAAAAUGAGCCAUUUUAUUUGAACUACUGUGAACAUUCGUUUUUAUAAAAAGCCCUCACUGUAGCUUGAUGCUUACAACGUUAUGUUCGGGAGUGAAUGUCGUACGUCAGGGUUCGGGAAACAUGUUAACAGUUAUGUGGAAGUGUACAAAGAACUUUUCGCUAUUUUUUUAAACUGUCUGGGACUUUUGUUGCCGUUGGUUUCUGGCAUAUUUGGAAGUUUGUAUGUAUGUGUGCGCGCGUGGAAGUUAAGAUGUAUAUUUGAAUGAAGCUGAACCAAACUUUUA
Messenger RNA from Trematomus bernacchii (emerald rockcod), 5046 nucleotides. It is a transcript of the gene hdlbpb, whose product is annotated as high density lipoprotein binding protein b. The coding region runs from base 191 to 3997 and encodes 1268 amino acids. Gene Ontology annotation, molecular function: mRNA binding. The record is from RefSeq and is a predicted model, not a curated record. NCBI's taxonomy places the organism in Eukaryota, Metazoa, Chordata, Actinopteri, Perciformes, Nototheniidae. The transcript is spliced from 28 exons. Gene Ontology annotation, cellular component: cytoplasm; nucleus.